Mya arenaria is the source of this 574-nucleotide messenger RNA. RefSeq lists its product as uncharacterized. The coding region runs from base 98 to 574 and encodes 158 amino acids. Gene Ontology annotation, molecular function: cysteine-type peptidase activity. Lineage: Eukaryota; Metazoa; Mollusca; Bivalvia; Myida; Myidae. The record is from RefSeq and is a predicted model, not a curated record. Gene Ontology annotation, biological process: proteolysis. The transcript is spliced from 4 exons.
AGAGGCGAAUGCGGCAACAAACGCGUUAGAAGUUGAAGAUGGAGUGUCGUUUGUCGUUCGUAAAAGCAAGUUAACAGGAAUUUCACUGCAUUUCUACAUGCACGGAAUGCAGUUGUGGUUGAAGAGGCAUUGGCUGGCAAUAUGGAUUAUUGAGUCACCCCCUCAUGCAAAACAAGCUGAUGGGCUGUCAUGUGGAGUGUAUGUGUUGAUGCUGGCAGAAUGCUUCCUUAAUGGACAGAGUUUGCAGUUCAGUAUGAAGAAAGACGAACUGGUAGGUGUGCGAAAAACCAUUGCUGCCCAUCUGCUCCAUAAUGCAGUGAUGAUAGGACCAACUGUUGAAGAUGGCAUACCAGCUGUUGAGGAAGCUGCUCAGUCCCAAAGCCAACCUAUAGAAGAAGCUGCCAUAUCAGCUGUUGAAGAAGCUGUUGAUUCAAAAAGCCAACCUCCUGUUGACAAAGCCACCAUUCCUGCUGAUCAGCUCGCAAGCCAACCUCCUGUAGAGAAAGCUCGCAAGACAAAAAGGAAGGACAAGGUAGGUUUGAAUAAGGAUAACAUAAAUAAGACGUUUGUUUAA